AUGCACCGGACCAGCCCAGACCACCAAGCAGCAGCAGCAAAAAAUACAAACACACAAACUACUGCAGCAGCAACUAAGGUAUCUUCCCCUAACCUAGGCCCUCGAACCCCGCUGCUCAGCAGCAGCAGCAGCAGCAGCAACAGCAGCAGCAGCAGCAGCAGCAGCAGCAGCAGCAGCAGCAAGAACAGCAGCAACAGCAACACUCCUCGUAGUUUCAUGGCAUCUUCUUUACCGCUUCAUCCCCAGAGCAGCAGCAGCAGCAGCAGCAGCAGCAACAGCAGCAGCAGCAGCAACAGCAGCAGCAUAACGUACAAACACAGCAGCAGCAGCAGCAGCAUAAGCAACGACAACAGCAGCAGCAACAGCAGCAGCAGCAGCAGCAAGAGGCUAGAUGAGCAGCAGCAGCAGCAGCAGCAGCAGCAAGAAACAGAAAAAGAAAAAGAAAUAAAAAACAAUAAACACAUGCAGCAGGUCCUCGAGGGUUUUCUCUGUAUGGGCUUAGACCCCCAAAUUGCUGCUGCUGCUGCUGCUGCGCAGCAAGCAGCAACAGCCUGUAUCAGCAGCAGCAGCAGCAGCAACAGCAGCAGCAGCAGCAGCAACAGCAGCAGCAGCAACAGCAGCAGCUGCUGCUCUGGCUUUGGCUUUAAAAUGGAGAGCAUUCGGAUGCUCUCGCACCCGACUGAGCAGCAGCAGCAGCAGCAGCAGCAGCAACAGCAGCAGCAGCAGCAGCAGCAGCAGCAGCGGUUGCUGCGGCCUGCUUCCUUUGACUAUUCGCAGCAGCACCCGCUGCUGCUGCAGCAGCGGUUACUGCAGCAGCAGCAGCAGCAGCAGCAGCAGCAGCGAGGACAGAGCGAUGAUACAGUAGGGAGAGGCAUCAGCAGCAGAGAGACAUCUGGUGAUUUGCUGCGGUCCAGCAGCAGCAGCAGCAGCAGCAGCUGGUACCCUGAUGAAGAACUCAGCAGCAGCAGCAGCAGCAGCAGCAGCAGCAGCAGCAGCAGCAGCAGCAACGAUGAGACGCAGCAGCAAGUGAUUCAGAAGGCUGGAGAGGUCGUUGAUUGUUUGCUGCAGGAGUUUGUUGCUGCGGAGCUGCAGCAGCAGCAGCAGCAGCAGCAGCAGCAGCAGCAGCAGCAGCAGCAGCAGCUACGUCAGGGGGGUAGUACUACUACUACUACUACUCCUGCAGCAGCAACAGCAACAGCAGCAGCAGCAGCAGCAGCAGCAGCAGCAGCAGCAAAAGCAGAGGCUGUCCUUCGUGCUGCACUGAAUACUCUAUGGGAAUCUACAGCAGCAGAAGCAGCAGCAGCAGCAGCUCAGCAGCAGCAGCAGCACCAAAGCUUCCCCCUCCGUCCCCCCCCUCCACCCCAACCCCCGCAUCAGCAGCAGCAGCAGCAGCAGCAGCAGCAGCAGUUGCUGCUGCUGCAGCAACUCGGAUGCCCGCAGAUGCUAGCUCACCCUGAUGAGUUUAAGAAUCCAUCUUCUUUCCUUAAGGUGUAUGGUGACCCUCUCUGCAGCAGCAACAGCAGCAGCAGCAGCAGCAGCAGCAGCAGCAGCAGCAGCAGCAGCAGCAGCAGUGGUAGUUCUCCUAUAGCGAACAGAGCUGGCAACUGGGUUUGCUGCUGCUGCAGCAACAUAAACUACCCAAGAAGGUUUAAAUGCAAUAAAUGUAAAAAAGAAAGAAACACAGAAGCAGACAGAAUCGUUGCUGCUUACGCUCGUCAGGUGUAUAUACACCUCAACGACAGCAUACGCAUGCUUCAGCUGCAGCAGCAACUGCAGCAGCACCAGCAGCAGCACCAGCAGCAGCAACAGCAGCAGCAGAAAGUACAACUGCUGCAGCAGCAGCAGCAACUGCAGCAGCAGCACCAGCACCAGCACCAGAAAGUACAACUGCAGCAGCAGCAGCAGCAGAGGGAGCAGGUGCAGCAGCACCAGCAGCAGCACCAGCAGCAGCAGCAGCAGCAGCAGAAGAAAGUACAACUGCAGCAGCAGCAGCACCAGAGGGAGCAGGUGCAGCACCAGCAGCAGCAGCAACAAGUACACCUGCAGCAGCAGCAACAGCAGAGGGAGCAGGUGCAGCAGCAGAACGACAGCAUACGCAUGCUUCAGCUGCAGCAGCAACUGCAGCAGCACCAGCAGCAGCACCAGCAGCAACAGCAGCAGCAGAAAGUACAACUGCUGCAGCAGCAGCAGCAGAGGGAGCAGGUGCAGCAGCAGCAGCAGCAGCAGCAGCAGAAAGUACAACUGCAGCAGCAGCAGCAGCAACUGCAGCAGCAGCACCAGCACCAGCAGCAGAAAGUACAACUGCAGCAGCAGCAACAGCAGAGGGAGCAGGUGCAGCAGCAGCAGCAGCAGCACCAGCAGCAGCACCAGAAGAUACAACUGCAGCAGCAGCAGCAGCAGAGGGAGCAGGUGCAGCAGCAGCAGCAGCAGAAAGUACAACUGCAGCAGCAGCAACAGCAGAGGGAGCAGGUGCAGCAGCACCAGCAGCAGCAGCAGCAGCAGCAGAAAGUACAACUGCAGCAGCAGCAGCAGCAGAGGGAGCAGGUGCAGCAGCACCAGCAGCAGCAGCAGCAGCAGCAGAAAGUACACCUGCAGCAGCAGCAGCAGAGGGAGCAGGUGCAGCAGCAGCAGCAGCAGCACCAGCAGCAGCAGCACCAGCAGAAAGUACACCUGCAGCAGCAGCAGCAGCAGAGGGAGCAGGUGCAGCAGCAGCAGCAGCAGCAGCAGAGGGGACCGCCGCAGCAGGAGAAAGAAGUGCAGCAGCAGAAACAGCAAAUGCAACACAAACAUCAGCAACCACGCAUGCAGCAGCACCAGCAGCAGCAGCAGCAGCAGCAGCACAAGCAGCAGCAGCAGCAGACCCCACGGAUGCCCGCAGCAGCAGCAGCAGCAGAAAGUACACCUGCAGCAGCAGCAGCAGAGGGAGCAGGUAGAAAGAAGUGCAGCAGCAGAAACAGCAAAUGCAACACAAACAUCAGCAACCACGCAUGCAGCAGCAGCAGCAGAAGCAGCAGCAGCAGCAGCAGACGUCAACCCCACGGAUGCCUAAACAAAGAUUCUCCUCUCCCCCAAACUAGCCAGACCAUCCGAAGCGCCAGCAGCAGCAGCAGCAGCAACAGCAGCAGCAGCAACACCAGCAGCAAAUGCAGCAGCAGGAAGACAAGCGGGCGUUGCAACAGCAUGCUGCUUAGUUCAGCAGCAGCAGCAGCAGCAGCAGCAGCAGCAGCAGCACAAGCAGGAGCUGCCGGCGACGCAGCCACUGGCCUCUGCAGCAGCAGCAACAACAGCAGCAACAACAGCAGCAGCAGCAACAGCAGCAGCAGCAACAGCAGCACGUGCUUCUAUCUUGGGUUCCCCAAAGACCGCCUUGCGGCAGCACAACCGGUAGGCAGCAAACUCAAGCAGCAAGGCCAGCGCAUUCAGCUGCAGCAGCUGCUGCAGCAGCAGCAGCAGGAGAUGCGGCAGCAAAAGCAGCAGGAGAAGAAGCAGCAGCAAGUGCAGCAGCAGCCGCAGCAGCAGCAGCAGCAGCAGCAGCAGCAGAAGCAAACAAAGAUUCUCCUCUCCCCCAAACUAGCCAGACCAUCCGAAGCGCCAGCAGCAGCAGCAGCAGCAGCAACAGCAGCAGCAGCAGCAGCAGCAACAGGGAAGACAAGCGGGCGUUGCAACAGCAUGCUGCUUAGUUCAGCAGCAGCAGCAGCAGCAGCAGCAGCAACAGCAGCACAAGCAGGAGCUGCCGGCGACGCAGCCACUGGCCUCUGCAGCAGCAGCAGCAGCAGCAACAACAACAGCAGCAGCAGCAACAGCAGCAGCAGCAACAGCAGCACGUGCUUCUAUCUUGGGCUCCCCAAAGACCGCCUUGCGGCAGCACAACCGGUAGGCAGCAGCAGCAGCAGCAGCAGCAGCUGCAGCAGCAGCAGCAGCAGCAGCAGCAGCAACAGCAGCAGCAGCAGCAACAGCAGCAGCAGCAGCGGCAGCAACAGCAGCAGCAGCAGAGACAGCAGUAGUAAGCAGCAGCAGUAG
Molecule: messenger RNA, 4020 nt
Organism: Eimeria mitis
Lineage: Eukaryota; Apicomplexa; Conoidasida; Eucoccidiorida; Eimeriidae
Exons: 8
Coding region: 1-4020 (1339 amino acids)
Biological process (GO): regulation of transcription by RNA polymerase II
Cellular component (GO): nucleus
Molecular function (GO): transcription cis-regulatory region binding
Source: RefSeq, a predicted model, not a curated record